AUGGCGACCACCAUCAGCCAAAAUGAGAUACCUAUUCGCAACAAUCCGGAUCUGGAGUCCUUCGACAUAGUUAGCACCUACGAGAAGCUCCUUGCCGAUGACCCGGAGCUCACAAUGCCGGUAGCCGCAAUCGAGGCACUGAUCGAGGCGCUCAGCCAGUCGUCGGCCAAGACCGUCUUUGAGACUAUGGAUCUCAUCAAGACGCAGUCGGCGAAGCUGCGCGGCGCCGUGCGCAAUCCCGUCGCCCUGACCCACGGUACCGAUCUCUUCCAGCAGUACCUCGUCCUGUCGCUUAAGCAGCCCGGCCCGGACGGCAAGGAGACUAGCAGUCACGAGAACUUCGAGGUCGUGCGCCAGCACCUGAUGAAGAACGGAAGAUUGUUUGCUCAGCGCGCGAAGCAGGCCCGCGAGCAGAUCGCCACCGUUGGACGCGCGUAUAUCCGUGACGGGAGUACCAUUUUGACGCAUGGGGGCUCGAGAGUGGUGGGCACGUUGUUGGGGAGAGCGGCGGAGUCUACUACAGGGGAUGCUCGGAGACGAUUCAAGGUUAUUCACGUCGUUAACGAGGCCCGACGGACUGAGAGCUUGAGAGUGGUAGCUGCCCUAAGGGCAAAAGGCGUCCAGGUUGCGACGAUACCCGAGUCUGCGGCUGCGUAUACAAUGGGUAAGGUUGAUAUGAUUAUCGUUGGUGCCGAAGCAGUGACCGCAAACGGCGGGGUUAUCUCGAGAAUGGGAACGUACCAACUUGCCUUACUAGCCAAAGCCCGCAAUAUCGACUUCUUCGUUGCUGCCGAACAACACAAGUUCGGCAGGACGUUUCCCCUAGACCAAUUCGACCUUGGCUUCGACCAGGGCAUACUAGAUUUCCAUGCAAAGGACCAGGAGGAAGGUGACAAACAUGCACAAAUAAAUCCAGAUCCCGUGGAUUAUACACCGGCGGAAUUUAUCACGUCAUUCCUCUCAGACUACGGCGUCCUCACACCAACAGCUGUGGCCAAGCAGAUUAUAGAUCUGUUGUAUUGA
Daldinia childiae is the source of this 1023-nucleotide messenger RNA. Its product is annotated as Translation initiation factor eIF-2B subunit alpha. The record is from RefSeq and is a predicted model, not a curated record. The transcript is spliced from 3 exons. Bases 1 to 1023 code for a protein of 340 amino acids. Gene Ontology annotation, biological process: translational initiation. NCBI's taxonomy places the organism in Eukaryota, Fungi, Ascomycota, Sordariomycetes, Xylariales, Hypoxylaceae. Gene Ontology annotation, cellular component: eukaryotic translation initiation factor 2B complex. Gene Ontology annotation, molecular function: translation initiation factor activity; guanyl-nucleotide exchange factor activity.